Osmerus eperlanus (European smelt) is the source of this 2206-nucleotide messenger RNA. It is a transcript of the gene trmt2a, whose product is annotated as tRNA methyltransferase 2 homolog A. The record is from RefSeq and is a predicted model, not a curated record. Bases 219 to 2105 code for a protein of 628 amino acids. NCBI's taxonomy places the organism in Eukaryota, Metazoa, Chordata, Actinopteri, Osmeriformes, Osmeridae. Gene Ontology annotation, biological process: RNA processing. The transcript is spliced from 13 exons. Gene Ontology annotation, molecular function: RNA methyltransferase activity; RNA binding.
UAGCUACAUGAUGCAAUAGUAAGCUAUCAUAGCGACCAAGUUUGCUGAUAACUGCAAACUAGGCUACGCAGGCUAGCUAGCAUCAUUCUGCAUCGCAGCUAACAACUGUUGUCAGUUCAGAGUCACACGUGUUUCCACAACAUGGCAGCUAGCACACAUCAGCAAUUGCCGUGCCAGUCAUAAGUGAAACUACGCGCAGUUACAUUACAGUACAGCAAAUGGCAGAUGUUCACAUCCCAUUAUCUGCCUCUCCACAUCUGAAUGAGGAUAAUGACACGGGCGGGGGGAGUAUCAUUACAGAAGACAAAGUGGAUGGAGUAACAUCUGGUAAAGGAAAAGCAGAUGGGGGUGGAGAGGAAGAGGAGGGCUCCGACCCAAACAUGUACCGCUACAUCAAAGAGGACCUGUUUACAUCGGAGAUCUUCAAAGUGGAGAUCCAAAAUUUACCGAAGUAUAUCGGUUUUAACGACGUGAAGAAGUUCCUGGCCAAGCAUGGCGUCAACCCUCACAAGAUCAAAAUGUUUGGGAAGCAGCCAUUCGCCUUCGUCACCUUCAAAAACGAGGAGGAGCGGGACAAAGCCAUGAAGAUGCUGCACGGGAUGCAGUGGAAGGGACGGGCACUGAGCGUGCGGCUGGCCAAGCCCAAGGUCGACCCCAUACUCAGGAAGAGGAGGCAGGACGAGACGGAGGGGUCAGGGCAGCCCCCGUCGAAACGGCAGCAGGAGGCAGAGGAAGACGAGGUACCUUUCAGCACCCAGAUCGCCAAUGUGGUGACCCCCCUGUGGAAUGUGCCCUAUGAGGAACAACUACAGAGGAAACAGCAGGCGGUAGAGGGGGUGCUGCAGAGCCUAUCGAGAGAAAUAGGCUUCACCAACAAGGAAAUGCUAGCCUGGCUGUACACGCAGCGAAACAAGCACAACAACAUGUGUUGUCCCCUGGAAACCAUCAGACCAUCACCCUUACUGACUGAGUACAGGAACAAGUGUGAGUUCCUCAUCUCUAUGGGGGCAAACGGCGAGGAUAAGACGGUGGGUUUCCGACUGGGGAAGUACAAAGGAGGCUCCUGUGCCGUGGUGGGCCCCUCCGACUCCAUCCAUGUGUCAGCCAGGGCCAAGAGAGUGGUCAGCGAGGUCCAGAAAUUCAUCAGGACAACAUCUUACGCGGUGUACAGCCCUGAGACUUACGAUGGGCACUGGAAGCAGUUAACCGUGAGGACCACCAGGACCGACGAGGCCAUGGCCAUGGUGUUUUUCAACCCACAGAAACUUGAGGAGGCUGAACUCGACGGCCUCAAGAACUCGCUGAGGCAGUUCUUCACGGAAGGGUUAGGGAAAGAAAGUGGGUUAAACUCUCUGUACUUUGUGAGAGAGGGUCAAAGGACCUCCCCGAACCCCGAAGACCUGCCAUCAGAGCUAGUAUUCGGGAAGGAGUACAUCUACGAAGAGCUUCUCGGUCUGAAAUUCAGGAUCUCUCCUCAUUCCUUCUUUCAGGUGAACACUGGUGCUGCGGAGGUUCUGUACUCGACAGUGGGGGAGUGGGCCCAGCUGGACCAGGACAGCACCGUGCUGGAUGUGUGCUGUGGGACCGGCACCAUCGGCAUAUCUUUAGCAAAGAGGGUGAGGAAGGUCAUUGGAAUAGAACUGUGCCAGGCAGCAGUAGAGGAUGCCAAAGUGAAUGCCCAGAUUAAUGGUCUGACUAAUGUGGAGUACCACUGCGGCAAGGCUGAGGAUGUGUUCCCCAGCGUGCUCAACGCUCUGGUGUCCCCCAACGUCACGGCCAUCGUGGAUCCACCCAGAGCUGGCUUACAUUCCAAGGUGAUUCUGGCCAUCCGGAGAGCGGAGCACCUGAAGAGGCUGGUGUACGUGGCGUGCAACGCCAAGGCGGCCAUGACCAACUUCAUAGAUCUGUGCAGAGCUCCUUCCAAGCGGGUACGUGGGUCUCCCUUCCGUCCCGUGAGAGCCAUGGCUGUGGACCUCUUCCCCCAGACCAUGCACUGUGAGAUGCUCCUGCUGUUUGAGCGGGUGGACUACAGCUCCCAGACCACCAGCAAGGAAGAGACUACAACCCCCGCGGAGAAACAGGAAGAGACAACCAGCACGUCUUAAUGUAUCAAUAGCAGUUCAUCUUUGUUAGCGAGCAUGUGACAGCGUUUUUGUCAAGGGUAUGCAGUCUUAUGUUGACGCUGAUAUGGCGAUAAUCUACUAUA